Molecule: messenger RNA, 1633 nt
Organism: Rhodotorula graminis WP1
Lineage: Eukaryota; Fungi; Basidiomycota; Microbotryomycetes; Sporidiobolales; Sporidiobolaceae
Product: glycosyltransferase family 62 protein
Exons: 5
Coding region: 1-1584 (527 amino acids)
Source: RefSeq, a predicted model, not a curated record
AUGUGGCCCCGGUCCCACCGUCGCCCUCCUCCCCUCCCCACACUCUCGUCACCGCGCCAACUCGACCCCGAGAACCAGCUGUACAAGGACAAGCGCGUCCGCCCUCGAUCCCUCCGACAGCGCAUCGCCUACCGCGCCACCCGCCCAUCGACCUGGGCCGCCCUCUUCCUCGUCGUCUUCCUCGUCGCCGCCUGGUCUCUCGGCCUCGUCGGCUCGUCGCGCCCUCGCGACCGCAUCAAGGGCGCACCUCGAGUUGUCGCCCGGUCAUGGUCCACCUCGCUCGGCAACCCGGCCGCACUCGGCGGUCCACUCAUCGAUGAGCGCGACGGCGCUGUCCUCCCGCCGGCCGCCUGCAACGAGACCAUCCUCAUCCUCUGCCCAAUGCGCAACGCCAUCGAGCACAUCUGGCACUUCUUCCACCUCGUCGACCAGCUCUCGUACCCGCGCCACCUCGUCCACCUCGCCAUCCUCGCGUCCGACUCGUCCGACCGCACCUACGCCCGCGCACUCGAGCUCGCAGACGAGCGACAGUACAGCAACAAGUACCGCGGCAACCGCUACGCGCGCAUCAGCGUCUUCGAAAAGGACUUUGCUCGUCCGGCGGCGGCGGCGGCGGGGAGCGGCGAGGAGGACGGCGCUGCAGCACAAGCGGCGUCGUACGAGGGCAAGAACGUCGGCGCCGAGCGGCACGAGUACACGGCCCAAGUCGGCCGCCGCCAGCUCCUCGCCAAGAGCCGCACCUGGCUCCUCAGCGCCGCCCUCGCCCCCGAGGUCGACUGGGUCCUGUGGCUCGACGUCGACCUCGUCGACUACGAGCCUGCUCUCAUCGAGCGCCUCGUACGUUCUGCCAAGGGCGAGGACGGCGAGGGCGAGGGCGCAGACGUCGUCGUGCCCAACUGCGUCUGGAAGACGUACAACGAGAUGGGUGCUUACGACCGCAACAAUUGGAUCGAGACGGCCCAGUCGCGAAUGCUCAAGCGCACUUUGGCCUCGAACGACGUCCUCCUCGAGGGCUAUCCCGAGCACCCGUCGCAUCGGUUCAACCUCGCAUCGCUCGUCCCGUCCGACCCGACCGCGCACCUCUCCCCCCACUCGUCUUACCACGCCCUCUCGCCCCUCCCCUUCUCGCUCCUCCCGUCCUUUUCGCCCGACGGCCUCACCCUCCCGUCGUCCCUCCUCACCCCCUCCUCGUCCUCCUCUCGUCCCGCGAGCCCUCUCGCGCACGUCCCGCGUACCCUCUCCCUCGACGGCGUCGGCGGCUGUGCCGCCCUCGUCCGCGCCGACGUGCACCGCGAGGGCGCCGUGUUCCCGGCGUGGCCGCCGGUCGACCACCAGCUCGAGACGGAGGGGUUCGCGCAGAUGGUCAAGGGCUUGCGGCGCGACUUUGGCGGGCGGGGAGCGGGGCAUGGAGGAGCAAGUGCCAGACGGGCAGGUAACGAGGGCGGGGAGGAGGUGGAGGAGGCCGAGCGAGCGGGUCGUCGGCGCGAGGAGGAUGACGAGGACGAGGGUCGGAUCGGGAAGAACGGCCGAGGACGGCUGCUCGGCCUGCCCAGCUACUACGUCUACCACGGGCUCUAUGGCUAGACGACGGCGUUGUAGACUCGCGCAUCGCAUUGCAGCGCACUCUCACAGA